GUGAGGAAAUGAAGGAGAAAAUUCAGUUAAUCCACAUUUAUAUCAACCGCUGUUGUUAAAAAAUGAAGAAGAUAAAUAAUCUAGGCACAUUGGAUUAUAUAGCCCUAGAUACACAGUGUUUUAAAAUAAGAGGUGAUGGUCACAGCUAAGACGUCUUUUUGAACCUGUAGGUCUGCUUGUUCAGGAUUGAAGGGAGUUUAAAGGACAUCAACGUCAGGAGCAGCUUUUGAAAAUUCAGAAAAACAAAAGAAAUUUCUAAAUUAUCAGUAUGGCAACACCAUAUCGAUUACCGUCCAAUUACAUGAGACAGCAAGGCAAUUCUGGCAGACACUUUGUUGGACGACAUGAUGAGAGGGAAAAACUGAAGAUCUUGAUCAACGAUGAAGAUACACAAAUAAUACAAGUUUAUGGACUGCCUUAUGUUGGCAAAACGAGUCUUGUGAAAACUGUCUGUCAAGAAUUGAAGGAUGAAAUCAACCCCGAAAGACUCCACAUAAAACACAUCCAUAUUUCUAAUAAUAGCAGUUGGUCUGAUAUUUCCAACAUGUACAAUACAUUCACCAAUUGUUCCAGUAUCACCAAUACGAAAUGGAAAAUUUGUAUUUUUGAUGAUUUCCAGAACAUUCAAGAAAGCUUCCUUCCAGGUUUCCAGGAGCUUUGCGACAAUGACUUUCCACUGCACAUAAAUCUAAAAAUCAUUUUCAUAUUAAGUGGUGGAAAACCAUUUCAGUUUGAUGGAAUCAGGUUUGGAGAGUGUAAAGUGAGUCCAUUGUCCAUUAAAGAUGCCCAGCUUCUUUUCAGUCGCUGUUCAGACAUUGAGACGGAUGAUGAGAACAAAGAACAAAUACACAACAUCAUCAGAUAUGCCUGUGGCCUGCCAGGACUUCUUAUUUACUUUGCAGAAAAAUUCUCCCAGUUUCAUCAUCAUUUAUCUUUUGAUGAUAUCUACAAAAUGAUUUGUGAUGAAACCAAGCUCAAUGACUGGCUGGACGAAUGUACAAUUAACAGACGUAAUAUUAAGCAAGAAAUGGACAAGUACUUUUCUCAACUCUCUCUCGAACAGCAAGAUGCUAUCAAAGUGCUUUCAUAUUUUCCUGGAAGAUUUGGUAUUGAGGAAGCUGUUGAAAUGACUGGUUCUUCUAGUCAACCAGCUUCCAAGAUGCAUGUUUUGAUGCCACUUGUCGAACAAGGUUUGAUCAGUUCAGAUUUAGAAUUACAGAAUUUCCAAGUGCAAGAAUUAAUACGUGCAAUUACUAAACAACAGAUUGACAAUGUACACAGCAAUGAUUUGGUAAAGCUCAGAUAUACAAACAUUAUUGGGAAAAGUUUGAUGAAGGCUCAAGAUAUUUAUGAUAAAGGCCUCAUAUAUGAAGCACUCGGAAUAAUGAACAACAACUGGGAAAAUAUUUCGUUUCUGAUGAAGAAAGGGAUUGAAGCACCCUCAGAUGGUAGGACAUAUGGAGUUUAUUAUGAGAUAACAUUAAAAGCCUCAGAUAUACUGAUGCUAUGUCACCCUAGAGAUUCAAGGCAGUUUUUCCAAGCAUGUCUACAAAACUCCCUGUUAUUUGGUAAUGAAGAAGAACAAGCGUUUAUGAAUAUAGCAUAUGGUGUAUCAUUGACAGAUUUACCAGGUUAUGGAGAAUACAAAGAAGCCAUGGAGCACUACAAGAAGGCUUUGGAUGUAUUGAAAUCGAGAAACAUCCAGUACCGACAGGUGCUGCUGUACAAUAGCAUGGCAGACAACGCUCAUAUGCGGGGAAAUCAUGUGGAAGCCUUGAAUUUUGCAGAAAUGGGUUACAACAUGACCGUUAAUGAUGCGAGCCCACAGAUGGUGCAGGAUGCGAAGAUCAAAUGUGCCUCUGACCUGGCCUACAACCUCUCAUUUGUUGGUAAUAACUGUAUUAUGUCUCUCAUGGCGGUGAUGGUGGUGGUGGUGGUGGUGGUUUUAUUUGGCCCCAGGUCAGCACUUGUUAAGCAGAUCUAUGAUCAAACGUCUACCAGCUGUAAAAAGUCAAUCCUUUUUCUUAUGUGUAGGGAAACAAGGGGUACAUUGUCUAAUGUGCACUUUUAUUAAUAAGGCAGUGAUUUGCAGGGGAAAUUUUGAUUGUUAUCUAUUUCUAGCAAGUUGAGUAACCGCAUACAGGCUUCUUUGUUGAUUUGCAGUUGUGGUCAUGUGUAAUAUGUGACAGAAUGUGGUUUGUGUCUGGUAAUAGUUGCCAUGAGUGGAGGCGCAGGUCUUAGUGUUAGACUCAUGAUCAUAAGAUUGUGGUUUCAAUUCCUGGAGUGGGCGAUGUGUUGUGUUCUUGAAUAAAAUACUUCAUUUUCUCAUUGCUCCAGUCAGCUGGCAAAAAGUGAGUAAUCCUGCAAGGUACUGGUGUCCUAUCCAGGAGGGAAAUAUUUACACCAUGGAAACUGGGAAACUGGCCUUUAUGAGUCGGUGUGAUGGUGUUGUUGUUUUUGUUGUUUAGUCAGGGGUCUUUCUCCUGACUAUACGCAUGUCUGACACGUAGGUAAACCGACUGCAAGACUAGUUACAAUCCACAAACCCAUAGCCCAACAUGUACCAUGUAUGCAAAGCUGAAGACUACAUUAUAGAUUCUGUCAUGUGGUUGUUAAGUGUAUGUGGACAUGAGGGGAUGCUGAGAAAGUUCCUGGCUUUGAGUUAAGGAAAGUGCAGGAGGAUCAGUCAAUUAUGAUUUUACUCAACAUAUUCCCCUCACAGAUUCUCACAUUUGCUGCAGAGGUCCUUCAGUUUUUCUAAGUCCUGUAAAAGAAUUUAGAAAGUUGGGCCCCCAACUAGGUCUUUCACGAUAUCCUUAAAGCCAGGAACUUUCCAGCACCCCCUCAUAAAACAUGUGAUAAUGUACGCACAAGAGGACGCUGAAAAGUUCCAAAUUUUGGGUAAAAAAAAAUAGAGGAGGAUCAAUAAAUUAUGAUUUUAUUGCCAGGUGGUUGGUGUUAGGACAGGAAUCCAGGUGUAAAAACUGUGCCAAAACACACAGAAGUCUAGCACAGGCUCAUGCCUGGUCAGCUCCUAUCAAACAUUCCAACCCAUGCCAGCAUGGAAGGUGGACUUUAAAUGAUGAUGACGAUGACAAUGAUAUUCCCCUCUCAGAUUCACACACCUCCUGCAGUCGUCCUUCAGUUUUUCUAAGCCCUGUAAAAGAACUCAGAAUGUUGGACCUCCAGCCAGGCCUUUCUCGAUAUCCUUAAAACCAGUAACUUUUCAUCACCCCACUUAGAUGAACAUGUUUGUCUUUCACCUGUCCAGGUGUACCAAAGGUAAGUGUGUUUAUAUACUCAUACAA
Molecule: messenger RNA, 3308 nt
Organism: Octopus sinensis (East Asian common octopus)
Lineage: Eukaryota; Metazoa; Mollusca; Cephalopoda; Octopoda; Octopodidae
Exons: 6
Coding region: 269-2074 (601 amino acids)
Molecular function (GO): protein binding
Source: RefSeq, a predicted model, not a curated record